Messenger RNA from Symbiodinium sp. CCMP2456, 1374 nucleotides. NCBI's taxonomy places the organism in Eukaryota, Dinophyceae, Suessiales, Symbiodiniaceae. The record is from the annotation of a GenBank genome assembly.
AUGGCCCCUCCGCUGCCUUUGAUACCCCAGAGGCGGCAGGCUCCCGGGAUCCCUGCCCAGGCCCGCAGACUGGAAGGGGUGGAGAGCCUGCCAGCAUUACCAUCUUGGCAGGCACCGGUUGUGAGGACGGUCCACCUCUAUGAGCAUGUCCAUGAUCACCAUCACUUCGUUUAUCCGCGACGAAGGCCCUCUGUGCCGUCAGUGCUUGAGCCACUGCCUGAAAGGAGGCCUUCGAUUCCGGAAGUGGUUGUGUUGCCGUGCUCAGAGCCAGUCGAGCCAGAGCCUGCACCACAGCCGGCAGUGGCCCUGGACGCUGUGCAGCUACACGACCUGCCCGACGUGCCGGAAGCGGAGGUGCUCGGAGAAGAGCACUCGCACGAGAAAGGGCGCGAGGCACCCGUGCGAAGCAGCCUGCUGCAGGUACUACCCGAGAAAUCCCAAAGGCUGGACAGCCGUGGUUCCGUGGCCUCCUCCCGCCUGUCCUCUUACAACAGCGAGGGCUCGAAGUCCCGGAAUGGCAGCAAGGAGCCUCCGAGGUUACGGGCGAGGCCCUCGAAGAAAGAAGCCCGGAGGGUGGAGGUGGAGGACAAGCUGUCGAACAGACUCCGGGUCCUCGAAGCCGAGAGCAGGUGGUCAGAUCGACGUCGCGACCUUCGGCGCUACAUCCGAGAGCUGCCAGACAGCUCCAAGUCCCGAGCGAAGCAGAAGCUGGUGGGCCACAAGGUCACAGGCACGCUUCUCGACAAGACAAGGCUAGAGACCCAGAAGGCAAAGGACACGCAGGAGAAUCGCGACAUUGUGCACCACAUUGAGAAAGAGCUCCAUGCAUGUAGCCGCUCUCGGCACAGAGUCAUGCGCAUGCAGGCUGCUUUGCGGCGCCGGUUAGGCAUGCAUUCCAUGGGGCUGGUGGCACAUGAAGAGGAAGAGGGUGGCACUGGUGGCACAACUGAUGCGCAGAGUGCCCCCACGGCUGCCGGACCGGCUUCCGAGCUGCCAAGCACGCUCAACCGUUCACUCGAAUUCACGGAGGACCCGUCUACGUUGGCCGCGGCGCGUCGCGAGUCAGGGAUCUCUUCAGACAGGUGGGGUUCUCAGUUCCUCAAGGCAAGAAGCAUGGCACCUGUGGUGCUUUUCUUGGACGAGCUGGAUGCGCUAGGCACGCGCAGUCGCGGUCAGGGCGUGCUCGGCGGGGGCGAGGAGUAUGUGCAGACCCUGAACCAGAUCCUCACGGAGCUGGAUGGGUUUCAUGGACAUGGCGAUGGCAUCGUCGUCCUUGGAGCGACGAAUCGCCAGGAGGCCAUCGAUCCGGCCUUGUUGCGACCGGGUCGCCGCGACCUUGCGGGUGGGACCUUUCUCUCAAAGCUCCAGUACUAG